CACUACACGUCAACGUGCCGCAUGGGCGCGACGACGCAUGCGGAGCGCCCGAGCGUGGUGGACACGGAGCUGAGGGUGCAUGGCGUGAAGGGGCUGAGGGUGUGCGACGCGAGCGUGUUCCCGGAAAUUGUUGGGGCCCACACGAUGGCGCCGACUGUUAUGGUCGCGGAGAAGUGUGCAGAUCUGAUCAAGGCGUCCAAGUGA
Molecule: messenger RNA, 204 nt
Organism: Dichomitus squalens LYAD-421 SS1
Lineage: Eukaryota; Fungi; Basidiomycota; Agaricomycetes; Polyporales; Polyporaceae
Product: glucose-methanol-choline oxidoreductase
Exons: 1
Molecular function (GO): oxidoreductase activity, acting on CH-OH group of donors; flavin adenine dinucleotide binding
Source: RefSeq, a predicted model, not a curated record